UCCUUCAUCUCCCUUUUAUGGGCUCACUGCAGACAUUCUUAUUGCAGCUGUCAUUAUAGGGUUAAACAUUUGCUGUAUUGUAACAUACGAAAGCAGUUAAGCUGUUUGGAAUUGUUUACUUGCUAAAACCAGUGUUAGUCAGCAGAGGCAGUACACCAGAUUUCCUUGUGGCUUUUAGUGGAAAAUGUUAAAAGCGCACUCAUUUUUCAGUUACAGAAUUUUUCAGUUUGAUCUGGAUUAGUCACAGAACUGGCAUGAACCUUCUAAUUGUGAAGGCUGUCCAAAUGCACUAUUUUUUUCUCCUGCUAGAGGAAGUUACAUCCCGAGCAGUAGCUCAGAUCUCUGGUAAGUGUAACAUGUGAGCAUUACUAGGCAUUUCAUCCUGCGGUUCUGCAGUCUUUGCUAUUCAGACUGUUGCUCAGUUGGAAUGCUUCUGUGGGGCCGAUCCUGAGGUUCCGUAGAUAUUUUUUAAGGAUCUACUCAUUGGAGGUAUCAGUGGCGUUUUGCAAGAUCAUCUGAGGAACGGAAAGCAUCUGAAAUCUACUGAAAAGGAUAACUGUAGCGGUUUUUAUAGUGGAAGGAAACUAUAUUGGCACAGAGCAGAUGACUGAAUAAAAUAGUUGGCUCAAAGAAGAUGCACAGUCUGCUGUUUUUUUCCUGUGAAUGAAGACUAUUUAAUGGAAGCUGUAUUCAUGUGGAGAUCAAAGGAAACACUGGAAUGAUAAACUACUGGGCUUUUCUCUCUCUCUCUUUUUUUUUUAAAUGAAAAGCCUGAAGCAGUAUUUUGAGCUCAGAUGCCUUCUAAUUCCUUCACAGCCUGCCUGUUCCAUUAGGAUCUUCUGCUAACACUAUUUCUGCCUGGUGCUGUGCCCUUUUGCUGGAGCAGCCACAGACAACUGCCUGAUGGAGAAAGAAUGAACGCUCUGCCUUGCUUGUGCUAUCGGUGGGAAUAAAGCUAUCUGUGUUUCUUCUAUUAUAUGGGAUAUCUGGAUUAAUCAAGCUGUAUUCUAGUACCAAGAGCCCUAUUGUCUCUUGUGGUCUGACUCAUCGCAUGUAAAUGUACUGCAGCUUUGCUAUUAAUGCAGAGUGUUGUUGUUGUUUUUUCUUUCCCAAACACAAAAAAUUGUCAACCUCUGAGCUUCAUUUUAAGAAUUUGUGCUGAGCUGUAGAUUUUUUUUUCUGGAUAGUAUCUGCAAUAACCAGAAGCUGAAGAAAUGAAGACAAGUUAGAAGUGGAAACAGAAUAGUGGGAUUUUUUUUUUUCCAGUUACAAGCAAAACAGCUACUCGUAAUUAUAUGACCUUGCAGACAAGAGUGGGUAUAACUGUAAUCAUCUCUGUCACAGUAAUUGUUUCUCAUUUCAUUUUGUAUUGUGUGGUGUUGUCACCCCAAACAAUGAUCUUUUUAUGCAAGUAAAAUUUCUGUGAGACAGAGAGCAUUAUGACUAUUUUGGUAGGGGAAAAAUAUUUUUAAAUGAGCUUGUACUGGACUUCGUUUUAGUUAUUGACAUGUUGAUGUGAAAUUUCUUUUAAGUAUUACAGUAACCCAGCAAAAGAUAGUAGAGUUUUGUUGUUUUUAGGAAGUUAUGUUAUGUAGUCAUACUUUUAAACCUCAGUUUUUCUGAUAGUACUUAUUAACUUUAAAAAACCAGCUACGCUAUUCAGAGAAUGAUCCUAAGUGUUGUACAGAAGAGGAGGAAAAACUACUUGUGCUCUUCCAACUGUGACUUUUAUCACAUAGCUUGGGAUUUAGUAUUUUAAAAGAGCGAAUGAGUCGAGUGUGUAUUGUUGUUUUGGAGGAGGUAGAAGAUGAAUCUCCUGCAUUCAUUUCUAAAUUGCCACAGGAAAAUAAAUCCCUACAUUCACCACCUUCCGGAAGUGUAUUGCCAUCGCUGGUGCAAGCUAUAUUUAAUGGAGAUCCUGAUGAAGUUCGGGCACUAAUAUUUAAGAAAGAAGAUGUUAACUUUCAGGACAAUGAAAAGAGAACUCCACUGCACGCUGCUGCCUAUCUUGGAGAUGCAGAAAUCAUCGAACUGCUUAUUUUAUCUGGAGCUAGAGUUAAUGCCAAAGACAGCAAAUGGUUGACACCUUUACACAGAGCAGUUGCAUCUUGUAGUGAGGAAGCAGUUCAGGUACUUUUGAAGCAUUCUGCAGAUGUUAAUGCUCGAGACAAAAAUUGGCAAACCCCUUUACACAUAGCUGCUGCUAAUAAAGCUGUAAAGUGUGCUGAAGCUUUGGUACCUCUUCUGAGUAAUGUAAACGUGUCUGAUAGAGCGGGGAGGACUGCAUUACAUCAUGCAGCUUUUAGUGGACAUGGUGAGAUGGUCAAACUACUCUUGUCUAGAGGUGCCAAUAUUAAUGCUUUUGACAAGAAGGAUAGACGGGCUAUUCAUUGGGCAGCAUAUAUGGGUCACAUUGAAGUAGUGAAAUUACUUGUGGCACAUGGAGCUGAAGUGACAUGCAAGGAUAAGAAGUCUUACACACCUCUUCAUGCAGCAGCCUCUAGUGGAAUGAUCAGCGUAGUCAAGUACCUUCUGGAUCUUGGAGUUGAUAUGAAUGAACCAAAUGCCUAUGGAAAUACACCUCUUCAUGUAGCCUGCUAUAAUGGACAAGAUGUUGUAGUAAAUGAACUUAUAGACUGUGGUGCUAAUGUAAAUCAAAAGAAUGAGAAAGGAUUUACCCCUUUGCACUUUGCUGCUGCAUCAACACAUGGAGCGUUGUGUUUAGAGCUUCUAGUGGGCAAUGGGGCUGACGUCAAUAUGAAGAGCAAGGAUGGGAAAACCCCACUGCACAUGACUGCCCUCCAUGGUAGAUUCUCCAGAUCACAAACCAUUAUCCAGAGUGGAGCUGUAAUUGACUGUGAGGAUAAGAAUGGAAACACCCCUUUGCACAUAGCAGCAAGGUACGGCCAUGAGCUGCUAAUCAACACUCUUAUUACAAGUGGUGCUGACACUGCAAAGCGUGGCAUACAUGGAAUGUUCCCCCUCCAUUUGGCAGCCUUAAGUGGUUUUUCAGAUUGCUGCAGAAAACUUCUUUCUUCUGGAUUUGAUAUAGAUACCCCAGAUGAUUUUGGAAGGACCUGUCUACACGCAGCUGCAGCUGGAGGGAAUUUGGAGUGCCUAAACCUUCUGCUGAAUACUGGUGCAGACUUCAACAAAAAGGACAAAUUUGGGAGAUCUCCGCUGCACUAUGCUGCUGCCAACUGCAAUUACCAGUGCCUGUUUGCUCUUGUGGGAUCAGGAGCAAGUGUGAAUGACCUUGAUGAAAGAGGAUGCACACCCCUGCACUAUGCAGCCACAUCAGACACAGAUGGCAAGUGCCUGGAAUACUUAUUGCGAAAUGAUGCAAAUCCAGGGAUCCGUGACAAGCAAGGAUACAAUGCAGUUCAUUAUUCAGCUGCUUAUGGUCACCGUCUUUGUCUUCAGCUGAUUGCAAGUGAAACUCCUUUAGAUGUUUUAAUGGAAACCUCUGGGACAGACAUGCUGAAUGAUUCAGACAAUAGAGCAACAAUAAGCCCUUUACAUUUGGCCGCCUAUCAUGGUCACCAUCAAGCACUAGAAGUGUUGGUACAGUCUUUAUUAGAUCUUGAUGUGAGAAAUAGUAGUGGAAGAACACCCUUAGAUCUUGCAGCAUUUAAGGGCCAUGUUGAAUGUGUGGAUGUACUCAUUAAUCAGGGAGCCUCAAUUUUAGUAAAAGAUUACAUUUUGAAGAGAACACCUAUACAUGCUGCAGCAACAAAUGGUCAUUCAGAGUGCUUGCGGCUACUAAUAGGAAAUGCAGAACCACAGAAUGCAGUAGACAUUCAAGAUGGAAAUGGACAGACUCCUCUGAUGCUGUCUGUUCUCAAUGGGCACACGGACUGUGUUUACUCACUGCUGAACAAAGGAGCAAAUGUAGAUGCCAAAGAUAAAUGGGGAAGGACAGCAUUGCAUAGAGGGGCAGUUACAGGCCAUGAAGAAUGUGUAGAUGCAUUACUUCAACAUGGUGCUAAGUGCUUAUUUCGCGAUAGCAGGGGCCGGACACCUAUACACUUGUCAGCUGCCUGUGGACACAUUGGUGUUCUUGGAGCCCUUUUGCAGUCAGCAGCAUCUGUAGAUGCAAACCCAGCCAUAGCAGACAAUCAUGGAUAUACAGCACUUCACUGGGCCUGCUACAACGGUCAUGAGACAUGUGUAGAACUUCUUUUAGAACAGGAAGUUUUCCAGAAAAUGGAAGGAAAUGCUUUCAGUCCUUUGCAUUGUGCUGUGAUAAAUGACAACGAAGGUGCUGCUGAAAUGUUAAUUGAUACUUUAGGUGCCAGCAUCGUGAAUGCCACAGAUUCAAAAGGAAGAACCCCUCUCCAUGCAGCCGCCUUCACAGACCAUGUAGAGUGUUUACAGCUGCUUCUCAGCCAUAAUGCUCAAGUUAAUUCUAUAGACUCUUCUGGGAAAACACCUCUCAUGAUGGCUGCAGAAAAUGGACAGACAAAUACAGUUGAGAUGCUGGUUAGCAGUGCUAGUGCAGAUCUGACUUUACAAGAUAACAGUAAAAACACCGCCCUCCAUUUGGCUUGCAGCAAGGGUCAUGAAACUAGUGCCUUGUUAAUACUGGAAAAGAUAACAGAUAGAAACCUCAUCAAUGCAACCAAUGCAGCCUUGCAAACACCUCUGCAUGUUGCUGCCCGAAAUGGGUUGACAAUGGUGGUUCAGGAACUUUUGGGGAAAGGAGCAAGUGUGCUUGCAGUAGAUGAAAAUGGCUAUACCCCAGCUUUGGCCUGUGCCCCCAACAAGGAUGUGGCUGAUUGCCUCGCUCUCAUUUUGGCCACCAUGAUGCCUGUCUCGUCAAGUAGCCCUUUAUCAUCCCUGACUUUCAGCGCCAUUAACCGUUACACCAACACCUCAAAAACAGUCAGCUUUGAAGCAUUGCCCAUCAUGAGGAAUGAACCUAGCUCCUAUUGUAGUUUCAACAACAUUGGUGGGGAACAGGAGUACUUAUACACCGAUGUGGACGAGCUCAAUGACUCUGAUUCCGAGACCUACUAAGAGGCCGAGCCAGAGGUCUGAGUGAGGAGUUCGGACACUAACGCUUCUGAUUGUGCUUUUUCAGGAAAAAGGCACUUUCUGAUUCACCUAUAAAUGCAACCUAAGAGGGAAGGUCGCAGAGUGAGCAAAUAAGAGAAAUGUGAUGACGUUAGGAAGAAGAAUUUUAAAGGCAAGUUUUGCAAAAGGAA
Molecule: messenger RNA, 5207 nt
Organism: Enhydra lutris kenyoni (northern sea otter)
Lineage: Eukaryota; Metazoa; Chordata; Mammalia; Carnivora; Mustelidae
Product: ankyrin repeat domain 28
Exons: 28
Coding region: 1768-5019 (1083 amino acids)
Biological process (GO): protein localization to ciliary inversin compartment
Cellular component (GO): ciliary inversin compartment
Molecular function (GO): protein binding
Source: RefSeq, a predicted model, not a curated record